UAUUUAAUUUUCUCUUUACAGAGCGGUACUAUUGUUGACUGGAUGCUGCAGCUUAUUUUAAGGAAAUAACUGCAGAAAAUGGCAAAGCGAGCUGCAACGCACAUCUAGUACAUACAUGCGAAAUUAAAAAGAGAAGCAGAACAAGGAUUAUGCCACUUUAGGCAUAUGGAUAUUUGUAAACUUAGGAGGAAAAAUUAAAGCUCAAUUCAAAUACACAAUAAGUGUAAAAUCGUACAACGCAACAGGCAAAUAACAAGUCAUCGGACUUUUGGAGUAGCACUUUCUACACUUAUUUUCGACGUGCUAAACAGUGUCUCCUAUGAUGCCAUUGGAUCUACACAAUUUUUCAUUGGUGGCUAAAAUUACAAGUCUGAAAGCACUAAUAAUGUUGAGGAACAAUUUGGAAACAUGUACGUGGGAGAGCAUGCCUGCAUUACCACAGCACUUACGGGGCAUGAAUGUGGCGCUAUUGAAUGAAAGCAUCUACGUUUUGGGAGGUUAUGUGCACAAUGCAGCUGCGCCAUUGGACACUGUGUAUAAGUUAGACAAUAACGGCACAGAGUGGCAGCAAGUCGCCAAUUUGUUGAAACCACGUUUUGAAGCAAACGUUACGGUAUUUGAGGAUAAAAUAUACGUUUUUGGUGGUUUGUCAGCUGCAGGAACACCACUUGCCGAUUGUGAAUGCUAUGAUGCAGUGAGCAAUACUUGGACACAAUGUGCUGAUAUGCUAGAACAGUGGUCGGCACUCCAUACCACAAUUGUGCCGACUCAAGUCACACGUACGCUUACGCUCUAUCAUUCAGCCGUUGACGAACCAGCAACGAGUAAACAUCGCGCAUGGCUAUGGCACUUUGCAUAAGUGCCCUACGCGAAAUGCCUACUUUUAUGAAUGCCGUUUUAUGUUAUAUAUUAUAUUUAUGGUUUUAAGCUAUUUAAAGACAGAAAAUUUAAUGCUUUUGUGUUCUAAUAUAUUUGUUUAAAUAAUAAAAUAACUAAAAUGAAUGAAUGAGUA
Molecule: messenger RNA, 1012 nt
Organism: Zeugodacus cucurbitae (melon fly)
Lineage: Eukaryota; Metazoa; Arthropoda; Insecta; Diptera; Tephritidae
Product: kelch-like protein 5
Exons: 4
Coding region: 320-859 (179 amino acids)
Molecular function (GO): protein binding
Source: RefSeq, a predicted model, not a curated record